Tinamus guttatus (white-throated tinamou) is the source of this 2119-nucleotide messenger RNA. Lineage: Eukaryota; Metazoa; Chordata; Aves; Tinamiformes; Tinamidae. The record is from RefSeq and is a predicted model, not a curated record.
AGGUCCAUUUUGGGUGUGUGUCUCGUUUUCUUCCCUUUCCUGGGCAGGUAAAGCUACGACGCUGUUCAGCCGUCACACCAAGGCCAUCAUCUGGGGGAUGCAGACACGGGCAGUGCAGGGAAUGCUGGACUUCGAUUACGUUUGCUCCCGGGACGAACCUUCAGUAGCUGCCAUGGUUUAUCCGUUCACUGGUGACCACAGGCAGAAGUUCUACUGGGGCCACAAAGAAAUCCUGAUCCCCGUGUACAAGAACAUGUCUGAUGCGAUGAGGAAGCACCCUGAGGUGGAUGUUCUGAUCAACUUCGCAUCUCUGCGCUCUGCUUACGACAGCACUGUGGAAACGAUGAACUAUCCCCAGAUUCGCACAAUUGCCAUUAUUGCUGAGGGCAUCCCCGAGGCACUGACACGCAAGCUGAUCAAGGCUGCUGAUAAGAAAGGAGUCACCAUCAUUGGCCCUGCAACUGUUGGUGGGAUCAAACCAGGUUGCUUUAAAAUAGGCAACACAGGAGGUAUGCUGGACAACAUCUUAGCAUCGAAACUCUACCGUCCUGGCAGCGUGGCCUAUGUCUCCCGCUCCGGAGGGAUGUCCAACGAGCUCAACAACAUAAUCUCUCGAACCACGGAUGGGGUCUAUGAAGGGGUGGCCAUUGGAGGAGACAGAUACCCUGGUUCGACCUUUAUGGAUCAUGUCUUACGCUAUGAGGAUACCCCAGGAGUGAAAAUGAUUGUAGUGCUUGGGGAGAUUGGAGGCACAGAGGAGUAUAAGAUCUGCAGGGGUAUUAAAGAAGGCCGUAUCACCAAGCCAGUGGUGUGCUGGUGUAUUGGUACCUGUGCUACCAUGUUCUCCUCAGAGGUGCAGUUUGGCCAUGCAGGAGCUUGUGCCAACCAGGCUUCUGAAACUGCUGUUGCAAAGAAUAAGGCUUUGAAGGAAGCUGGUGUGUUUGUUCCCCGGAGUUUUGAUGAGCUGGGAGAGCUCAUUCAGUCUGUCUAUCAGGAUCUUGUUGCCAGAAGAGUGAUUGAACCAGCUGAGGAAGUGCCUCCUCCCACUGUGCCAAUGGACUAUUCCUGGGCAAGGGAGCUGGGUCUCAUCCGCAAGCCAGCUUCCUUUAUGACCAGCAUCUGUGAUGAGAGAGGUCAGGAACUGAUUUAUGCUGGGAUGCCCAUCACUGAGGUCUUCAAAGAAGAAAUGGGAAUUGGAGGGGUUCUGGGACUGCUCUGGUUUCAAAGGAGGUUACCAAAAUAUGCCUGUCAGUUUAUUGAGAUGUGUCUGAUGGUAACGGCAGAUCACGGGCCUGCUGUAUCUGGAGCCCACAACACUAUUGUCUGUGCAAGAGCAGGAAAAGAUCUUGUCUCAAGUCUCACUUCAGGCCUUCUUACUAUCGGUGACAGGUUUGGAGGAGCACUGGAUGCUGCAGCUAAAAUGUUCAGCAAAGCCUUUGACAGUGGCAUUAUCCCCAUGGAGUUUGUGAAUAAAAUGAAGAAGGAAGGGAGACUUAUCAUGGGCAUUGGACACCGAGUCAAAUCGAUAAAUAAUCCAGAUAUGAGAGUUCAGAUUCUCAAAGACUAUGUGAAGCAGCAUUUCCCUGCCACCCCACUGUUGGACUAUGCACUUGAAGUAGAAAAAAUUACAACUUCCAAGAAACCAAAUCUUAUCCUGAAUGUAGAUGGCUUAAUUGGAGUUGCCUUUGUUGAUGCACUCAGGAAUUGUGGCUCUUUCACACGGGAAGAAGCAGAUGAAUAUAUUGAUAUAGGAGCUCUUAAUGGCAUCUUUGUCCUAGGCAGGAGUAUGGGAUUCAUUGGACACUACCUGGAUCAGAAAAGGUUGAAGCAAGGCCUCUACCGUCACCCCUGGGAUGACAUAUCCUAUGUCUUACCAGAGCACAUGACUAUGUGAUAACAAGUAGCUUUGCCUCAGAAUGUCUCUUCAAGAAGGCAGAAGCCUGCACAGAGGACAGCUACGCCUGGACUUGGAUGUGUAAAGGCAUUAGGAGCUGCCUAGUUAAACAGUGCAAGCAACUGUCUUGUAAUAGAAACUUAAUCAAAAACCAAAACUUGUGAUAUUCCAUGUUACCUGCUGUAUUUAAUACUUGGAAGCAGCUGAACUCUCUCAUCUCUCUCU